AUGGAGAGAGCAACAGCGGAGCCACACUUCGUGCUCGUUCCGUGGCAAGGAGGCAUCAGCCACAUCAUCCCUAUGACCGACAUCGGCCACCUCCGGGCCUCCCACGGCGCGGCGGUGACCAUCAUCCGGUCCCGCGUGGAAGACCUCGCAACAACAAAGCUACUACCUCUACCUCCGGGCGCCGGCCCGGCGGGGACGACGAUCACGGUCACCGCGAUCCCGUUCCCAGCGGCGGAGGCCGGCGGCCUGCCCGAGGGCUGCGAGAGGCUGGACCUCCUCCGGUCUCCCGCUGACGUGCCGCGCUUCUUCGCCGCCACCAGCCACUUCGGCGAGGCGGUGGCGCGCUACUGCCGCGGCAGCGAGGCCAUGCUGCGCCGCCGACGACCGAGCUGCGUCGUCGCCCCGAUGUGCCACUCGUGGACGCUCGGCUUGGCGCGCGGGCUCGGCGUGGCGUGCUACAUCUUCCACGGGUUCGGCGCGUUCGCUCUGGUCUGCAUCGAGUACCUCUACAAGCACAGGCCACAGGAGGCGGUUUCGUCAGCGGACGAGCUCGUCGACAUCCCAGUCCUGCCGGCGUUCGAGUGCAGGUUUCUCAACGAGAGGCUCAUCGUGGACGUGCUUGGUGUUGGGGUAUCCGUAGGCGUGACAAAGCCAACAGAAAAUGUCCUCAGUGCUGGUAAGCUCAACCGCAGCAUAGCGGAUGUCAAGGCGGAGGGCGACGUAGGGGAGAAGAGAAGGAGGAAGGCUCAGGAGCUAAAGGCCAAGGCAAAUGGAGCAUUAGAGAAGGGUGUCGUCCUACAUGAAUUUGGAGAAGCUAAUCCAAUCUUUGGUUUCAUGAUUGAUUAG
Molecule: messenger RNA, 846 nt
Organism: Miscanthus lutarioriparius
Lineage: Eukaryota; Viridiplantae; Streptophyta; Magnoliopsida; Poales; Poaceae
Source: the annotation of a GenBank genome assembly